ACUUCUCAUUCUAACUCAUCAACUUUCUUUCUCAAAGCUCUUCAUUUUUUUUAUUCUAAUUAAGCUCCAGUAAUCAUGUCAUCAAGGCAAAAUAAUAGUGAAGAAGAGAUCACCAAAGUUGAAGAAGGCUUGUAUACUGUUGGCGACAAGGAUGAGGAUUCUGCAUUUUUAUCUGUCUCUAUAAUCACACUUAUGCAAAAGUUCCUUGCUGAGGCAAUUGGAACAUUCUUUGUGAUAUUUGCCGGAUGUGGAGCAGUAGCGGUGAACAAGUUAUAUGGAUCAGUCUCAUUUCCAGGGAUUUGCAUCACUUGGGGUUUGAUUGUUAUGGUGAUGGUUUAUUCUGUUGGUCACAUUUCCGGUGCUCAUUUUAAUCCAGCUGUCACCAUUGCAUUCGUCGUUCUUCGACGAUUCCCAUUAAAACAUCUACCAUUUUAUCUCGUAGCACAAGUAUUGGGAUCUAUAUUAGCAAGCGGGGUACUGUUUUUGCUGCUGAAUCCUAAAGCUGAACAUUUCUACGGAACAGUUCCAGUUGGAACACCUAUGCAAUCCUUUGUCAUUGAAAUCAUAAUAUCAUUUCUCCUAAUGUUUGUUAUUUCUGGGGUUUCGACAGAUAAUCGCGCCAUCGGAGAACUUGCUGGAAUUGCUGUUGGAUCCACAAUAUUAUUGAAUGUCCUUGUUGCAGGGCCAGUAUCAGGAGCAUCAAUGAACCCUGCGAGGAGCAUAGGGCCGGCUAUUGUGAUGCACAAUUACAAGGCAAUUUGGGCAUAUAUUUUUGGACCACUGAUAGGUACUCUAGCUGGAGGCUUCACAUACAAUCUCAUCAGAUUCACAGAUAAACCAGUUCGUGAGCUCACAAGAACCGGCUCAUUUCUCAACAGCAUGUCAAGGAAAAACAAUGAGUAGAUAAUGGAUGCAACUUCUUAUCAGAUCUUGUAUUUAUCGCACGAGAGUUUCUUUUUCUUUUUCAUAAAGCUGAUAUUUUUCUGUCAAUUUUCUUAUGAAAAGCUACUGCUUUUAAAAAGUAUAAUAUUUCUUUUCGCUUGAAAAA
This is a messenger RNA of Asparagus officinalis (garden asparagus), 1048 nucleotides long. RefSeq names its product probable aquaporin NIP-type. Lineage: Eukaryota; Viridiplantae; Streptophyta; Magnoliopsida; Asparagales; Asparagaceae. The transcript is spliced from 5 exons. The coding region runs from base 76 to 903 and encodes 275 amino acids. Gene Ontology annotation, biological process: transmembrane transport. The record is from RefSeq and is a predicted model, not a curated record. Gene Ontology annotation, molecular function: channel activity. Gene Ontology annotation, cellular component: membrane.